Molecule: messenger RNA, 1619 nt
Organism: Drosophila rhopaloa
Lineage: Eukaryota; Metazoa; Arthropoda; Insecta; Diptera; Drosophilidae
Gene: Lapsyn
Product: decorin
Exons: 7
Coding region: 313-1341 (342 amino acids)
Molecular function (GO): protein binding
Source: RefSeq, a predicted model, not a curated record
AACUGAACCGAUCGUUUCAAUUCUACGUCUGCGGUUGAAUUGAACGGUUCCGGCUAACGUACACGCUCCGUAACGGUCGCUCUUUCACUCUCCGGAGUAAAUUAAUUUUUUUAAACUAAUUAUAGUUAAAUAUUUGAAGAAUAAAUAUUAAAGUGUUUUUAAAAAUACAACCGAAGCAUAAAAUAUUUAAAAAGUGUAUACCAGAAAUAUAGUGAAGUGUGUGUAGUGAAAUAACAAUCGACACUGCCUAUGGAUUAUCUUCGCCGACUUUAAAUGGGAUUAUACCUGAAUACUUGAAAUUACCAAGCGAGCAUGGAACUGCAUUGGCAGCUGCUGACGUUCAUCGUGUGUCUCCAAAGUCUGCGUUCCGCCGGAUUUCUCCAGCAGGAAGAGCGCAAGUGCAAUUACGGCCGAAUCGCGAAGCUGAUGCGCAUAAAAUGCUACGAUAUGGACCUCAAGGAGGUGCCCCAGAACCUCAAGACCUCGGUGGAGGUUCUGGAUCUAUCGCACAAUCGCAUCAAGAAGCUGAAAAGUGGCUCGUUUCAAAAGUACACAGACAUUCAGUUCCUGAUGCUCUUUGAAAACAUGAUCUUAUCAGUGGAGCCGGGAACUUUUGAGCCACUUACUUCGCUCCAGGAAAUAGAUCUUUCGAACAAUGGACUUACAACGAUUCCGUUGGAGUUGUUUCAGCUGCCCCGACUGAGAAACCUCUAUAUAGACAGCAACGAACUGACAUCAUUAAAUCUCCAGGCGCUGGAGAAGCCCAUCCGGGCGCCACUGGAGUACCUCAACAUUGCAUCUUGCGAACUGCAGGAGUUGCCCGACCUGGGGAUACUGCCCAAGCUCUGGCAACUGAAUGCCUCGAUGAACCCGCUGCAGGACUUCAAGAUUGACAGCCUGGCGAACCUGUGCCAUCUGCAGGUCAUCGAUCUGACCAAGUCGCGGCUCAGCCAGUGUGGCUGCCAGCAGGUCACCAACCAUCUCAUGAUGCUCGGCGCCAGUCCGAGGUUCGUGCCCGUUUGCAUGGAGGCGCUCGACAUCCGCGAAUGUCCACUGCCCUACAAUCAGACGAUCCACUCGGCGACAUUCGCCAGUUGCCAGACAACUGUGGAGCUGGCCGAAACGCGCAGCUUGUGGCUCCUGGUCGCUGGCUGUUUUGGAGGCGCUUGUAUUGCGCUUAUGAUAAUCAUCUUCUGGGUGAUACAUUGCCGCAGAAAACGAACCCAAAGACGCAUGAGAAAUGUCCAGAAGCGAAAGCCUUUUGUGAUCUCGCCCAAAAACGCCAUUAACAACCGUCAUCCGGAGGACGAGCCUCUGCACUGUGAUACUGCCCGAAAAUAGCUUUAGUUAGUUAUUUAGUUACUUAGUUAGUUGUAAUGGCCAGUUAUUUAUUACCUUUGUCGCCUUAGUUUAGAAUUAGGACAACCGUCUACCUAGCGAAUCGAAACACUUACCAAAAACCACCAAAACUAAAACACCACGCAAUCAAAGAGAAAUGUCUUGCUCAAAUGCCACCGGUUAUUUGCUUCGUUAAUAUAUAAGUUAGUUAGUCUACAAAGAAAUCGACUAUUUAUAACGAACAACAAUAAAAAUUAAUUAAAAGAAAGAAACAUUUUUAA